CUGAGCUGUUACAUUUUAUACUCCGUGUUCAUCAACACGCUCAACACUCGUUAUAAUUAUUACAAUUAUUAUAAUUACUCAACCAUCGAUAAUUAUCAGUGCACUUAAUUAAUAUUUUAGUGUUGUGAUAAAUAUUAAUAUAAAUUACUGGUGAAUAAAAUUAAAAAAUAAAUUUUAACAAAAUGUUUGGGAUGUGGAUGAUAAGUUUGGUGAUGUGUGUUACGGUGGCGGAGAGUUUUGAUCUCGGACCGAUGAUCAGGAUAGCACGUUGCAGAAUUCAGUGCAUAAAAAAACACAGCUUUGACGGUACAUGCAACUGGUACUCUAAUCGCAGUGAAACAACUUGCAAUGAAUGCUGGCAAAACUGCGAAUCUCUUGAGACACAGUUGGAGGCCAAGAAAUCCAUUUGCGAAAGAGACGACUAUCCUUGUUGUCCAGCAUGCCAGACGGCCUGUCAAUACCACAAAACGAGGACCGAGGAGGAAUAUUUACCGUCUAGCCUUCCAGCGCCAAGCAGAGGGCCUCUAAAAGUUGAUAAUCAUGACAUCGCAAUUCUGAUGCGCAAAGUGGGCAAACCUGCUGUCAAUGGCGGGUGGAAAGAGUCUGGUUUCUUUUCGGGCAACCAAGCGCCCUUACUCAGACAAGACACUUGGAUCAUCAUCGUAUCCGCAGACGGAGUUAGACACUACAGUUGGGAAGAGUGGACUCCGACUCUCGAGUGGAUGGCUAUUCUCGAUGAUAAUCCAUUUGUCGACGCAACUCUUACGUGGUAUGACGUUGAGGAGCAGCUUGCAAAACAUCGCGACCUCGAACGAAAAAAAUUCAAUGACUAUGUCAGAGAAUUUUAUUUAGAAAAAUACGGAGAAAGAGUCCUCGUUGAACUUAAUCAGGAUACGCCAAUUACCGAAGAUGUUUUCCGAAGAUUUUUUUUCAAAAAGCGGACAGACGAGACCAUUCAACCCUCAGAAAAAUCAGAUGAGCCGCGUUUGAAUCAGCCUGUUAACAAUAGCGACGAUGACAAAAAUUUUGACAAGCCUUUAAACAAAAAAGAGAUAUUUGUUGUGUCUUGGGAACCGGAAACUGGUGGUCCAAUGGGAAAUCAAGUUGUUGACACAAAGUCAGCGGAAAUUUCUCUUCUUCCCGACACAAAAUAUUUCGUAAGGAUCGCGUCCAACGAUGGCCCCGGUAGUUUUCCCAUUGAGAUCGAUACCAGGACCUUAACCAUCGAUGAGGAAAGGAUGAAAGCAGAACGUAAAACUGAGACUGACUGGUUUUUUUGUUUAUAUCUGGCCGGUACAUUGAGCUUGAUUAUGAUGUUUAUAUGUUGCGGAUUACUGAGUUGUGAUAAAACUAAAAAAAUUACCGAUGAUGAAGUCAGUGAUGUCACCACCAUAACAGUGGUAUCACGCUUAGAAGACAUGUAACAUAACAAAAAUGUAUUUGAAAUUUUAAAUUUUUGUAAAUCUAAGGGUAAAACGCACAUGGGGGCGCAGAUUGUUUAUCCCUCGAUCAAAUACACAGAGAAGGCAACCAGUCAAAUAAAUAAUAUUUUCUACAUUAAAAAAAAUAUUAAAAAAUUUUAAAUUUAAGAUAUUUAAAUUUUUAAUUUUUUUAGUGCUAUGUACACUUUAUAUAAAAUAUUGUAUUACUGAGAGGUCACUACUAUAUGAUUAUAACGUCAAAUUUUGAUUUUUUUCGUGAUUUAUAUAUGUCGGAUUUACGAUAAUUGUCUUACGUAAAUGAGUGUAAUAAAGUUGUGCGUCACAUGUGACUUAGAUGUUACUUGUGUGUUUUACGUUACCGAAAAUAUUUGGAUCGUUAAAUGUUACUUAUUACGUCUUUAUUACGUUGCUGUGUUCACUGGGAAAUUGUUUAUUAGUAAUUUACCCAAUUUUUUAAUUUCUUUGUACAGUUAUUGUUAACUAUUAUUAUUAUUAUUAUUAUUAAUAAGUAUAAAAUGUAAAUAAAUAUUAAAAUUUGCCAAGUAUUUGCUCAAUUAAGAGACGAAUAGACUGUCUAUGAGAGUUCCUGAAUGUAUUUAAUUGUAAAUAAAAACCAAAAAUGUAAAUAUUAUCUAUAAAUAUCAUAUGUAAAUUAAUAAAUAAAUAGUAAUAUGACAUAA
This is a messenger RNA of Microplitis demolitor, 2122 nucleotides long. RefSeq lists its product as uncharacterized. Lineage: Eukaryota; Metazoa; Arthropoda; Insecta; Hymenoptera; Braconidae. Bases 183 to 1424 code for a protein of 413 amino acids. The transcript is spliced from 3 exons. The record is from RefSeq and is a predicted model, not a curated record.